UUAUUCGAUAGAUGACAAUUUUUUUUUGGCGUAGAACUACUGCGUGGACCGUCAGGUAGCGGAUUCUGCGUGCACCGCAAGCGCCAUUUUCACGGGUGUGAAGAGCCGAUACGAGACCCUUGGAAUCGAUAUCCACACCUUGCACAAUGACUGUGGGACGUCUCUCGAGAACGCGGAUCGACAACCUCAAUCCAUCGUUGCCUGGGCUCAGAAAGUCGGCAAAAAGACCGGACUGAUCACGACGGCAAGGGUGACGCACGCCACGCCUGGUGCCCUCUACGCCCAUACAGCUCAUCGGGACUGGGAAUGCGACGGGAAGAAGCCUGAGAAUGCGACAGCAUGCAAAGACAUUGCCCUUCAGCUCGUGAUCCUGGGAGGAGGUCGGCAGCUGUUCCAGGCGGUAGCCGAGGACCAAAACGAUACGUGUGCCCGGAAAGACGGUCGAGCUCUCGUCGAGGAAUGGAAGGCUCACAAGGAGUCCAUAAAGCGCUCCUAUGCUUACGUCACCACGAAGGAAGAGAUGGUGGUCGACGGAAACGAGAAGAAGGACCACGUUCUGGGUUUGUUUGCCAACAGUCACAUGUCGUACGAACUGGACCGCAAAAAAGACCCUAAGACGACGGAGCCCAGCAUCGCCGAAAUGACGAGAUUCGCCAUUCGAAAUCUGAAGAACCGGGCAGGAUUCUUCCUCAUGGUGGAAGGAGCGAGAAUCGACCACGCCCUCCACGACACGAUGGCGAAGAAGUCGCUGGAGGACGUCUUGGCCAUGGAGGAGGCCGUGGACGCGGCGAUGGAAGAACUGGGAUCCGAAUUGGACGAGACCUUGGUCGUCGUCACGGCCGAUCACUCGCACGUCAUGACCAUCAACGGAUACCCCAAGAGGGGGAACCCCAUUCUCGGAAUCUCGGAGAUCUCCAAGAUCCAAAACCUGCCGUACACGACGCUGAUGUUCACGAACGGGGGAUACUGGAAGUACAAGGUGGACCCGAACAACAGCAGCCAGGUGAUCUGGGAAAACGUGACCGAGGAGGUGGCGGCAGGGGAUGACUAUCAUCAGUUGCAGGCCGUCUUUCGUGGCGACGGAGACACCGAAACCCACGGCGGCGAGGACAUCGCCGUCUUUGCUCGAGGCCCAUGGUCGCAUCUCUUCGUCGGUCUGCACGAACAGCCCUACAUAGCGCACGUGAUGGCGCACGCAGCCUGCAUUGGACCCUAUCCACACGGGGAACACUGUCACGGGGCGACAUCAGGGUCUCGGUUCGCAGCCGGUGGACACCAUUCCGGUCUCGUCACCCUCUUUCUGAUCUUGGCCAGUCUAGUGUGGCGAUUCAACUGCAUCUGAUCGUCAUCAUCCGUCCCCAAUACACGCCAACCAAGAGGCUUCUCAAUCUUUCUGCGUGCGUCGGAGAGAGACAGAGUGAGAGAGUGAGAGUGUACGUGUGCGUGUGCACGUGACCGUACAAAAUGCAAAAUCCACAGUGAGUGUAGAUUGUGCAUAGCUGAUGUGUGUCAUCACUCCAUGUUGUGACUUUUCCUGAUUUUAGAGACAUCUGACGGAGAGAAUGAGAAAUACUUAUUGCCUUAUAGCGAGCAGAGAGAGCCAACGCCUUGCAAUCUUCAACCUCAAUCCUGGGAACGAUACAUGGAAUGAAUCGUUCUCGGAUUGGAACGAACUGUGAUGGAUUUCUAUCCAACUAUCGAUACUACCCAUUCCUAUCGAUGAAUUCCGAUUCCUACAUUCUUAUGCAGAGCAGAAUGAGUGCCAUCAACUCUUUAAUUCUGAUUCAAGCCGAGGACUCUGAUAUCACAAUGCCUUGACCUUUUUUAAAUGCAGUAUAUAUCCCAUGCAGAGUUCAAAGCCAA
Molecule: messenger RNA, 1863 nt
Organism: Darwinula stevensoni
Lineage: Eukaryota; Metazoa; Arthropoda; Ostracoda; Podocopida; Darwinulidae
Source: the annotation of a GenBank genome assembly